Molecule: messenger RNA, 1383 nt
Organism: Camellia sinensis
Lineage: Eukaryota; Viridiplantae; Streptophyta; Magnoliopsida; Ericales; Theaceae
Source: RefSeq, a predicted model, not a curated record
AUGAUACAAGGUCUUUGUGAAGAAGGCCUACUGGAUGAAGCUAAAGAGUUGUUCGUGAAAAUGGAAAAAAAUAGUGGUUUGCCAAAUGAUGUCAAUUACAACACUAUCAUAGGAGGAUUUCUUGGACAACAAAAGUGCUAUGAGGUGUUGGUACUUCUUGAGAAAAUGCUUCAAAAGGGAUUUUCACCUGAUGCAUCUACUUCUUCCUUGAUUGUAGAUCUAAUCUCAACUAGAGGACAGGAUCCCACUCUCCAAGACGUGAUAAAGAAGUUCUUCCCAAAGGAUAGUCAUGGAAUGCAUGAGAUUGAAUUCUUUUGCGAGGGAUUGAAGUUCUAUAUUAGUGCUUAUUUCCUUAGUAAUUUGGGACCGAUGAGAACCAGUGACACAUGUAGAGAUUGCAUUCUUGGGCAAUGGUUGUCAAUAGCGAAACUUGGCCGUUCGAGUGGUUGUAGAAGAUUAAAUGUCUCCGGAAUUUUAGCAUGUGGUGUUGGAGGAGACACAACUGCUGUAAUCAAUUGGAUUGGUUACAAUAAUGGUUGUCUUUGCAAGGACAUAAAUGUGGAUGAUGCUUUGAGCCUCUUAGUGGAAAUGAUCCAGCAGGAUGUUGCACUAGACGUGAUCACUUACAGCACUUUGAUUCAUGGAUUAUGUAAUUUAGGCCGAUGGGAGGAAGCAAAAAGAAUGUUGAGAGACAUAAUAGACAAGAAUGUUUUUCCGGAUGUUCUGACAUUUACUACACUAAUAGAUGCACUUUGCAAAGAAGGCAUGGCAAAAGAAAUAGAGGUUGUUCUUGAAGUCAUGGUCCAAAGAGGUGUUGGUCCCAAUGCAGUCAAAUAUGGUACACUCAUGGAUGGUUAUGUUGGACAAUCUUCACUUCUUUGCAAGGACAUAAAUGUGGAUGAUGCUUUGAGCCUCUUAGUGGAAAUGAUCCAGCAGGAUGUUGCACUAGACGUGAUCACUUACAGCACUUUGAUUCAUGGAUUAUGUAAUUUAGGCCGAUGGGAGGAAGCAAAAAGAAUGUUGAGAGACAUGAUAGACAAGAAUGUUUUUCCGGAUGUUCUGACAUUUACUACACUAAUAGAUGCACUUUGCAAAGAAGGCAUGGCAAAAGAAACAGAGGUUGUUCUUGAAGUCAUGGUCCAAAGAGGUGUUGGUCCCAAUGCAGUCAAAUAUGGUACACUCAUGGAUGGUUAUUGUUUGCUAGGCCACAUGGAUAGAGCAAUAGAAGUUUUUCAUUCCAUGGUGGAUAAGGGCAUCAAGCCUAGCACUCUAAGCUAUAACAUUUUGAUCAAUGGAUGUUGCAAGAAUAUGAAAUUUGAAGAGGCCAUCAAUCUUUUCUGUGAAAUGCCUUGUAAAGGAUUGAAACCCACAAUUGAUACUUAA